Messenger RNA from Dunckerocampus dactyliophorus (ringed pipefish), 1226 nucleotides. Its product is annotated as transmembrane protein 238-like. The record is from RefSeq and is a predicted model, not a curated record. NCBI's taxonomy places the organism in Eukaryota, Metazoa, Chordata, Actinopteri, Syngnathiformes, Syngnathidae. The coding region runs from base 75 to 608 and encodes 177 amino acids. The transcript is spliced from 2 exons.
UGUUCAGGUGUGAAGUCCUCGACAUGUGAUAAAAAAACUUUAAAGGGUCGAGUGGCGUUCCGCGCGGCCACGUUAUGGCUGACAGCUGCGUGGGAAACUGCGCGUCCUUAUUCUUCCUCGCGGUCGUUUUUGAUGCCGCCGGUCUGGUUGUUCUUCUGGUCGGGAUCUUUGGUAACCUGAACGUGGACGGACGGUUCUACGGAGAUUUCCUCAUCUACACGGGGUCGCUCGUCAUCUUCCUCAGCUUGGUGUGGUGGGUUCUGUGGUACACCGGCAACGUCCGGCUGGACGCCAGCCGUAGGAGAAGCUCUCUGGACGUCCGCUUCACUCACUGGGCGAGGAAGAUCUCAGAGAGGCUCUCUAGGAGCGCCGUCAAGUCUCAGGAGAAGAACAAUUCUGGGAAGGACAUGAAAGGAAUCUCCCCUUGUGGUGCGCACACCAGGAUUACGUGGGAACGGAACGGCACCGGGCCCAUGGGUCACGACAACAGGGGGUUUGAUGGGGGGUCCGAAUGCGCUCCAGACGGCAAAAACGUGGAGUUGGGGGAGUUGAGGAACUCCGAUGUGAAACUCCAGACUGUGGAGGACAAAGAAGAGAAGCUUCUCUGAGAUGGUGUGUCAGAUUCCCCAGAACAUAUGGACUGGACUAUAGGUACUGCUUUUCAAAGACUGAGCACUUUUGUUUGUUUGUUUGUUUUUAGGGACAAGCUCCCACUGAAGGGAGAAAGACUGCACACAGAAGAAGAAAAUGUAUUUCAUAUGUAAAUAACUUUUAUUUUUAAUGUGUCGCUUUUUGUAAAUGUAAAUAUUUUUUCUGGAAUAAAGUUUAGCAAUUUCUCCUGCACAGAUACAUUUCACGAACGUUCAUUAUAGAAAGCGAUAGAAAGACUCCAAAUAAUCCACAAAGUCAAAAUAAAGACCUGUAAUUUAAUUUAGGCAAUCACUCCUGCACACGCAGUACGGAGAGCAGACAGGGGCGUGUUCAGUCACCUGGGGACCCUAGGUAAACCUAGUCAUUGGGGCCCUCCACAUCCUUUUUUUAAUUUAUUUAUUUAUUUAUUUUUUACAUUUUUACAAAAUGUGAGUAUAUAAUUUAGGCCACUUUUUUUCCCUGCUUUUGAAAUUAGCUUAAGUUGCUAGUUACAUAGCCGUGUUUAUACACCGCCCCAAAAACGGUUUGAAAUAUUGUUUACCAUCUUCUAAGUGUGGAUAUGAGAAAAUUGCAUU